UCUGCUUUCUUGUUGACUCGCUUCCAACUUCAACACCGACACCACACAAACAAUAAAAAUGAGCGCACACGACAACGAGGAGCUGAUCGACUACGAGGACGAGCACGACGUUGUCGCCAACGGCGCCCCCGCCCAUGCGGCAAAUGCUGUCACUGUUUCGCAGCCAGCCGCUGACGGGGUGGCAGAGGAUAAGAAAAACUUUUCGGGCAUUCAUUCGACGGGUUUCAGGGAUUUCCUCCUGAAGCCUGAACUUCUGCGCGCCAUCUCUGACCUCGGUUUCGAACACCCAUCCGAAGUGCAACAAGAGUGCAUUCCCCAGGCCGUCCUUGGAAUGGACGUACUCUGCCAGGCAAAGUCUGGACACGGUAAAACCGCGGUUUUCGUUCUUGCCACGCUCCAGCAGCUCGAGCCUGUGAACGGCGAGGUCUCUGUCCUCGUCAUGUGCCACACUCGUGAGCUGGCGUUUCAGAUCAAGAACGAGUACACCCGGUUUGCCAAGUACAUGCCUGAUGUACGGAUCAGCACCUUCUUCGGUGGAAUCGGCAUAGACAAGGACAAGGCUCUCCUCGUAGACAAGUCGAAAUGCCCUCACAUUGUCGUCGGCACACCUGGUCGCCUCAACGCGCUUGUCAGGGACAAGUCUCUGGACGCCUCCAAAGUCAAACACUUCGUUCUGGACGAGUGCGACAAAAUGCUCGAACAGCUUGACAUGCGCCGCGACGUGCAAGAGAUCUUCCGGGCGACUCCCCACCACAAGCAAGUCAUGAUGUUCAGCGCGACGUUGGCGAAGGAGAUUCGAGUUACUUGCAAAAAGUUCAUGCAGAACCCUCUUGAAAUUUUUGUCGACGAUGAGACUAAGCUCACGCUGCACGGUCUGCAGCAGCACUACGUCAAGCUGGAAGAAAUUGGCAAAAACAGGAAGCUCAAUGAGCUGCUCGAUACCCUCGAGUUCAAUCAGGUUGUCAUCUUUGUCAAGUCCGUGGCACGUGCCAUUGAACUGGACAAACUCCUGGUCUCGUGCAACUUCCCCAGUAUUUCUAUCCACUCGGGCCUAGGCCAGGAGGAACGUAUCGCGCGUUACACUGCCUUCAAGGCCUUUGAGAAGCGUAUCCUUGUUGCUACUGACAUCUUUGGUCGUGGUAUCGAUGUCGAGCGUGUGAAUAUUGUCGUUAACUACGACUGUCCGCCCGACGCUGACAGCUACCUGCAUCGUGUCGGUCGUGCUGGCCGGUUCGGUACCAAAGGUCUCGCCAUUACGUUUGUGUCGUCCGAGAGCGACCAGCAGGUGAUGGCUCAGAUUCAGUCCCGCUUCGAGGUUGCGGUGCCUGAAUUACCGGACCACAUUGACCCCGCUUCUUACAUGACAUCUUAAUUCCGUGUCUGUCUUCCGUAUUCCUGCUGUCUUAUGCCUUUCGUAGUCUGUAACUGUACGACGUCUCCUUUAUCGCCAAAAUGGAUUCUGGUGCAAAAUC
This is a messenger RNA of Phanerochaete carnosa HHB-10118-sp, 1472 nucleotides long. RefSeq lists its product as uncharacterized. Gene Ontology annotation, biological process: mRNA splicing, via spliceosome; mRNA export from nucleus. The transcript has 9 exons. Bases 59 to 1372 code for a protein of 437 amino acids. Lineage: Eukaryota; Fungi; Basidiomycota; Agaricomycetes; Polyporales; Phanerochaetaceae. Gene Ontology annotation, molecular function: RNA helicase activity; RNA binding; ATP binding. The record is from RefSeq and is a predicted model, not a curated record.